AUGGUUCGCGGAAGAGCCCCAGCCCGCGGCACCCGCCGAGGGGCGGCCAGCGGCGGCACCGAACGACCAGCAACCGAUGCGCCAGCGCCAGCGCCUACACCAACGUCCACUGACGCUCCGGCUACUUCCACCAGCGAGACGACAACUGCGCGACGCGGGUCUUCCACGCGAGGUACACGAGCCCCAGCUGCGGGACGAUUCCGGCCGAGAAAUGUUCGUCGAGACGAGGCCGAGCGAGAUAGCUUGGCGCGGCAGGAGGAGAAGAAGGCAAGCGAGCGUGCUGCGGAAGAGCGCAGAGCUCGUGGGCGCUCACGUUUCCGCAGCAAACGCAGUCGCGGUGACACCAUGGGAAGAGGAGGUUUCGGUCGCAUCAUUUCGGGGGCCAGCGGUCCAUUUUCCUCGGGCAUCGGAGGUGGCCCGAGCAGAGGUGGCAGCGGGUGGUUUGGGGGUGGUGCCGGUGGCAUCGGCGGUGGCGGCGGCUUUGGCGGUCGCGGGAUGAAGCAUGAGUCUAAGGGCCCCAACUUCGCACAAGGCCGGGACAUCUACAGAGAAGCGCGAAUCAACGCCGAUAAACUACACAUUAUGUCGCCCGAGGAGGAAUUGGACAGCGAAGACGAGGCCAUGAUUGCCGCUCUUAGCUCCAAGGACACUAGCAAAAUGCCCAUGGGUAUAUAUCGCAAGGAGCACAAGAAAACCGGGAUCAUCGUGGCUACAACGGCUGAACUGGAAGCCAAGGAGAAUGCUACCGGUGAGGAGGAGAGCCUCUGGGUGGACGGGGAGUCGGGGACGCUGCCGCCUCAAGACCAGCCCGAGGAGGGUGUUUGGGCGAUGGGCUCUAAAUCUUUAAUUAAGGAGGAGCCUGAAGCAGAAGACUCCAUGGAUGUCGACCUUGAUGCCGUGCCCGAGAUGCAAGAUAGGGCUGCUACUGCGGUACCAGCAAAGGUCAAGAAGGUUGUGCCCCAAGACCCCGAGAGCAAGAUGAUUCAAUCAGAUCUGGAUCUACUAGCUCGGGAGCUUGGCGCCGUGUCUGUCAACGGUGAGAGCGCGCCCGAGCUCGCCAACAAGGACGGCCGUCUUUACUUGUUCCAAUUCCCGCCUCUUAUGCCGCCGCUCAGGGAGAGCAGCACGCCGCAAGGGCCAGCCAAGGUCAAGGCAGAAACCUCGGCGGUCAGCGUGGACGACAUUCCCGCCAUCACGGAUAGCACGGCCGUGGAUCUCACUGGCGAAAACGCCGCCGCCGCCGAUGACGACGAUGAUGAUGAUGAUUCCGACGAGGAGACGGAAGAGGAGCGCGCGCAGGCCGAGCUCAAGCACGGCUUCAAGUCGCAGUUUCUGUCGCAGGGCGGCAUGAUUGGACGCCUCAACGUGCGCAGGUCCGGCAAGGUCGAGCUGGACUGGGGCGGCCAUGUCCUCGAGAUGAGCCCGGCCGCCGGCAUGAACUUUUUGACGACGGCUGUCAUUGUCGAGGAGAGCGACGAGAAGCCAGUGGUCAGCGCCGCGGCGUCGGCGCGCCCAACGGGCGGCGACUGCGUCGGCAUGGGCAAGAUCAUGGGCCGCUUCACGGUCGCGCCCGUCUGGAGCGAGGAGGAGGACUGGAACGUGGCGCCGGAAGAGCUCGAGUGCGCGUAA
This is a messenger RNA of Beauveria bassiana ARSEF 2860, 1629 nucleotides long. Its product is annotated as RNA polymerase III RPC4. Bases 1 to 1629 code for a protein of 542 amino acids. The record is from RefSeq and is a predicted model, not a curated record. Gene Ontology annotation, biological process: transcription by RNA polymerase III. Lineage: Eukaryota; Fungi; Ascomycota; Sordariomycetes; Hypocreales; Cordycipitaceae. Gene Ontology annotation, cellular component: RNA polymerase III complex. Gene Ontology annotation, molecular function: DNA binding. The transcript is spliced from 2 exons.